This is a messenger RNA of Cooperia oncophora, 759 nucleotides long. The record is from the annotation of a GenBank genome assembly. Lineage: Eukaryota; Metazoa; Nematoda; Chromadorea; Rhabditida; Trichostrongylidae.
AUGGAUGCAGGUGGCGGUCUGCCAGCCAAAACGAUGAUUGCUCGUGUUUCUGUGCCUAAUAGCCAGUUCAAUUUGGACCCUAAUCGUGUAAUUGAUAUUGCACUGGAAUGCUAUGAAUGUUGUGUUUCUCAAAAAGACUUCUAUAUAUCCUUGCUGAAGGAAAUAAAAGCUAACAAGGAUUAUCUAUGCACUUUGCUUGGAUUUAAAUAUACAUUUCCUAUACAGUCAUCGGUUCCAAAGCAGAGGGUAUCGAAGAAACACAAUCAGAAGGCUACGAGAGCUGCAAAAGCAGGAGAAAGGGCUAGAAAGGCAGAGACUAUUUUGGCGUCAAACAUACCUGUUGAUGCAUCCCGCAAUGCGAAUGUCGAUGUUAUGGACACUGGCCAGUCUAUUGUUGGAGUAUCGCUUGCCACUGUAGCUGCAAUUCAGGAAGCUGAUGAUGCCAAGCUUGCUGCUGAGCUUAAAGAGGAAUCAAUUCUGUCGACAAAUCAAAAACUUGGUUUGGUUUGCGCUCUGAUAGAGGAUGGUGCAUGGUCUCUGGCGAAAACUAUAAUCGAUCGUCUACCUGAGUACUAUGCUGUACAGGCAAGCACACGAGUGAGCAAUGCAAUCUCUGAUCUCAUCGGUAAAGCCAUAGAGAAAUUCUACGGGGAGAAAUGCUCAAAUAGACUCGAAGACCUCGAUUUGGACGUAAAACGCAAUGAUAACUCCAGAUCAGUAGAACAAGUAGGUUGUGAUUUUUUUCAAAGAAUUUUUUAA